Abrus precatorius (Indian licorice) is the source of this 1074-nucleotide messenger RNA. Its product is annotated as pectinesterase QRT1-like. The coding region runs from base 1 to 1074 and encodes 357 amino acids. Gene Ontology annotation, biological process: cell wall modification. The transcript has 5 exons. Gene Ontology annotation, molecular function: pectinesterase activity. NCBI's taxonomy places the organism in Eukaryota, Viridiplantae, Streptophyta, Magnoliopsida, Fabales, Fabaceae. The record is from RefSeq and is a predicted model, not a curated record.
AUGGGGUUGUCUUCUAGAGUUGUGUUCUUGUUUGUUUUGGUUUUCCUGAUGUGGGUUCAGGUGGAUUUAGCAGAAGGUAGCAAUGGCCAUGGUGUUGUCAGGGAUUACAUUAGUUGGGAAGAUCUGCAGGUGGAUGAACAAAGGUUGACCUUGAAGUCAAAUAACGAGGUUCGAGUUAUCAUUGUUGACCAGAAUGGCAAGGGGCAUUCGAAAACUGUUCAAGGAGCAGUGGAUUUGGUUCCAGAUAAUAACAGAAAAAGGGUGAAAAUUUACAUCUAUCCAGGAAUUUACAGAGAAAAAGUGUUUGUGCCUGUCACCAAGCCUUAUGUAUCAUUUAUAGGUAAAAGAAAUCGAACAGAAAGUGCUGUUAUUACUUGGAACAGUAAGUCAUCUGAUAAAGGUCCAAAUGGUCAAGCAUUGGGCACCUAUGAUUCAGCAACUGUGGCAGUGGACUCAAAUUAUUUCUGUGCAACUGAGGUCACUUUUGAGAACACGGUGGUCGCAGCUCCUGGUGGGAAAGGGAUGCAAGCAGUGGCAUUGAGGGUAAACAGUGAAAGAGCCGUGUUCUACCGAGUGAGGAUUAAGGGAACACAGGACACUCUUUUGGACAACGAAGGAAAACAUUACUUCUUGAAGUGUCGCAUACAAGGAAAAGUUGACUUUAUCUGUGGCAAUGCAAAAUCACUUUUUGAGAAGUGUCGUCUUCAAUCAAUAGCUGAGAACUAUGGAGCAAUAGCAGCACAUCACAGAGAUAAACCAGAUGAUUCAGGUUUUUCUUUUGUGGGGUGCAGCAUUAGAGGAACCGGCAGUGUGUACCUUGGCAGAGCAUGGGGGAAGUACUCAAGAAUUAUAUACUCCAAUUGUAAUAUGGAUGGUAUUAUUAAUCCUGAAGGAUGGUCAGAAUUUAAUCAUCCAGAAAGAAGGAAGACUGCAGUGUUUGGUGAGUAUCAAUGCAAGGGAAGAGGAGCAGAUAGAAGACACCGGGUGCCUUGGUCAAAAUCAUUCAGUUAUCAAGAAGCAAGGCCUUUCCUGGACAAGAGCUUCAUAGAUGGAGACCAGUGGCUUAGACUGUAG